Molecule: messenger RNA, 1852 nt
Organism: Oldenlandia corymbosa var. corymbosa
Lineage: Eukaryota; Viridiplantae; Streptophyta; Magnoliopsida; Gentianales; Rubiaceae
Source: the annotation of a GenBank genome assembly
UUUGCUUCUUUUUCACCCUGUAAUCUAUCAAGAGAUUGAGAACUUCAUCAUUGAUGAAUCAUUCUUUCUUUGAGAUUUUGGACAUGUAGGUAGUUUCUUAAAUAAUGUUGUUGGUUUUUCAGCAUUUUGUUUCCUGUUAGCACAUUUAAGCAAGAGUUCUUUCUAUCUCCUUGUCAAAGUAUCAGUUGCAACUCGAAUCGAUUCUUGCUCAGUUUAUUGUUUUCCCCUGAUCAAUUGUAGGGGAAGAGACAUAUUCCAGGUGGACAUGCAAAAAUCAAAAGAAUUAUUUAGGGAGGUAUCUAUUGCAGCAGGGGCAGGCGGUUACAAGGGAUCGAAAAGUUCUACAGAAGCUCGGUUUGCUAAGCACAUAGAUAAAUCAAUUCCUCCUCCAAUUGAAUUUCACUGGCAUUUACAUCCACCUUUACAGCAGAAGAGUUGGUUUGUAUCCAUUGCUAGCUUCAAGGCAAUGUUGACUCAUCCAAUUAAGUGGCAGAAGUCGUUAAGGUUACAGAAAAGCCCAUCUAUGAAAGCAAUUCUUGAUGGAGUUCGCGAUCCUAAAGACGAACAAAUUGUGGAUUCGUUGCGUGAAAUGCUUUUACUUGAGGGUCAUUUACCUGAUAAGCACUAUGAUUAUCACACCCUUUUACGGUAUCUUAGAAUGAGAGAUUUUGAUCAAACCAAAGCCAAAGACAUGUUUUUGAAUUAUCUAAAAUGGAGAGAGGAGUUUGGUGUUGAAGCAUUAAUCAAGGAGUUUCAGUUUGAGGAGUUCAGAGAAGUUAAGGAAUGCUACCCACACGGAUUCCAUGGAGUGGAUAGAUAUGGAAGACCAGUUUAUAUUGACAGGAUUGGAAUGGUAGACAUAAAUAGACUCCUUGAAAAAACUACCAUUGACAGAUUUGUGAAGUACCAUGUUUGUGAACAAGAGAAAACUCUGAAUUGGAGGUAUCCUGCAUGUUCAUUGGCUGCAAAGAAGCACAUUGCCUCCACCACCAGUAUCCUCGAUGUAAAAAAUGUGGGAACCUCUAAUUUCUCAAAGCCAGCAAGAUAUCUUUUCCUGGAAAUUCAGAAGAUUGACAGCAACUAUUAUCCUGAGACUCUGAAUCGGCUCUUCAUCAUUAAUGCUGGUUCUGGAUUUAAGGUGCUUUGGACAGCUAUAAAGACGUUUCUUGAACCUCGAACAUUAGCGAAAAUCAAAGUACUAGGGAGUAACUACCUAAGUACUCUUGCCGAAGCUAUUGAUCCAAGUAACCUACCAACUUUCUUGGGUGGGAACUGCACAUGUUCAGAUUCAGGUGGCUGCCUGUUGAGUGAUAAAGGACCCUGGAAUGAUCCUGAGAUAACGAAGAUGUUUCAGGACGAUGUGCGAUUGAAAGAUGCAUCUGAAACAAGACUUGGUGAUCAUCUUUCACCUAAGAAGAUCCAGGCAUUUGAAGAACUGCUAAGAGAAGCGAAAAGAAAAAUAAGGACAUUGGAAGUAGCCCUUGAGGAUACAAAAUCGGUGCUACAAGGACUUACUCAACACAUGGAAGAGCUGAAAAGAUAGAGUAGCAUGCAAGAUCCUCGUUGGCAUGGAGCUUACCCUGCUUCCAUCUCUUGACUUCUUUUUUCCUCAUUUUGCAAUUCGAAGUUUCUCGAAGUUGUUAAGUCUUUGAAAUUUGGAUGUGUGAAGCAAAUUUGGGACAGAGGGAGCACAACUGUAUGACGUUUGGAACAAACUUUGGACAAUAGUCAAUAUCUAAACUCAUAAAGUUAGGUUUGGAAUUGUAAAGAAGACUAAAAUGUCCAAAUGGUCCCUUACAUUUGGGCCUACUUGAAUUUAUGUCCCUAAUUAUACAUUUCAAUAUCGUAGUCC